This is a messenger RNA of Nannospalax galili (Upper Galilee mountains blind mole rat), 642 nucleotides long. RefSeq names its product apolipoprotein C3 (gene Apoc3). Gene Ontology annotation, cellular component: intermediate-density lipoprotein particle; extracellular region; spherical high-density lipoprotein particle. The transcript has 4 exons. The record is from RefSeq and is a predicted model, not a curated record. NCBI's taxonomy places the organism in Eukaryota, Metazoa, Chordata, Mammalia, Rodentia, Spalacidae. The coding region runs from base 153 to 452 and encodes 99 amino acids. Gene Ontology annotation, molecular function: lipase inhibitor activity; high-density lipoprotein particle receptor binding; phospholipid binding. Gene Ontology annotation, biological process: lipoprotein metabolic process; negative regulation of very-low-density lipoprotein particle clearance; negative regulation of low-density lipoprotein particle clearance.
GGAGGCCACUUAGCCAAAACCACACACACAAGGGGCAGUGGCAGAAUGGGGACUGGAACUGGCUCCCAUUCUGCACACUGUCCCUUGUUCUGCAUACUCACAACUAAUGGAAGCUUUUGACAUCCCUGUCCUACCUGAGGAACAGAGGCACCAUGCAGCCCCGGAUGCUCCUCAUCAUAGCCCUCCUGGCCCUCCUGGCCUCUGCCCGAGCCAGUGAGGUGGAGGAACCCAAGCUACUAGGCUCUGUGCAGGGCUAUAUGAAGCAGGCUGCUAAGACUGUUCACGACGCUCUAACCAGUGUGCAGAAGUCCGAGAUGGCCCAGCAGGCCAGGGACUGGGUGGACGAUGGCCUCAGCUCCCUGAAAGACUAUUGGAGCACCUUUACACACAAGUUCUCCGGGCUCUGGGAUUCCACCCCUGAGGUCAAAUCAACCCCAGCCCCCGAGGUUUGAGAUCUCCACCCUCCAAGUGUCCCUGCUGGUUCCCGGGGUCCCGCAGACUGUAGCCUAGAGGGUGGCCCCUGAAGGUCACUUGAAAGGAAAAGUUCUUGUGUCUCCAACCCUCCCCAGAACCUGGCCCAAACAUGCUGCCUCUUAAUAAAGCUGGAUGAGAAGCUGCUAUAAGUGCGGUAUGCCAUGUGCC